This is a messenger RNA of Manis javanica (Malayan pangolin), 1439 nucleotides long. RefSeq names its product protein Mis18-alpha. NCBI's taxonomy places the organism in Eukaryota, Metazoa, Chordata, Mammalia, Pholidota, Manidae. Gene Ontology annotation, biological process: chromosome segregation; CENP-A containing chromatin assembly. Gene Ontology annotation, cellular component: chromosome, centromeric region; chromatin; nucleus. The record is from RefSeq and is a predicted model, not a curated record.
UGUAAGCAAUGGCGGGUGCGCGGUUUUCAGAUUGCGGCCAACGCUGUUCCUCUACUAUCUGUGCGUGUGGCGACAAGGGCAAGCGGAGCGACUCCUCGCUGUUGGGCAAGCGGCUCUCGGAAGGCUCGAGCCGCCACCAGCUACUGCAGAAGUGGGCGAGCACGUGGAGCUCCGUGGGCGGGGACGGGUCGGUGGCCUGCCUGGAAAAGAUGCGGCGCGAGGAGGCUGCUGAGCCGGCUGAGGAGGACAGGCCGCUGGUGUUUCUGUGCUCCGGCUGCCGGCGGCCCCUGGGCGACUCACUGAGCUGGGUGACGAGCCAGGAGGACACCAACUGCAUCUUGCUGCGCUGUGUUUCCUGUAAUGUUUCUGUGAAUAAGGAACAAAUAUUAUCCAAACGUAAGAAUGAACAUGGUUGCGUUCUGGAGGCUCUGUACUGCACCGGGUGCUCCCUCAGUCUCGGCUAUGUGUACAGAUGCACCCCCACGCACCUAGACUACAAGAGGGACCUGUUCUGCCUGAGUGUUGAAGCCAUUGAAAGUUACAGUUUAGGGUCCUCUGGAAAGCAGAUUGUGUCAGAAGAUAAAGAGCUUUUUAAUCUGGAAAGCAGAGCUGAAAUAGAAAAAUCUCUAGAGCAGAUGGAAGAUGUUUUGAAAGUAUUACAAACGAAGCUGUGGGAAGUUGAAUCAAAGUAUUCCUUUACUGGUUGUCAAAACUGAAAUCUCCAUGUCCCAUGUCCCCUGUUGGCCCCCAACCCCCAGCGGACAGCUCUGCCACACACAGCAGCUCCUGUUACCACUUCCAGUCACUCAGAAGGAAGGAUGGAGUUCUGCAUGGCUGCCUACGUGCUUUCUCUGGAGAGGAUGGUAGACCUGCUUUUCUGGGUAUUGUUGAUGCAAACAGAUGGUUAUUUCCUAAAUCCAAAUUCCAAAGCCAUUUUAUGAUACUUGCUGAAAUUGGAAUUUAGGAUUUUUUAUUUUGAUAAGAAAUGAUUGUUUGGAUUGUUUUCUCCUCUGUAUCAAAUUCAUUAUUCUUCAUUUCCUUUUUUUAACUUUAUUUCUCUUUGAAUACUUUGAACAAUAUUUAAUAUUGAAUAGUAAGAAAAUCUUAGAGGUUAUCCACAUCCACCCACUGUAUGGUGGAAUCUCUGAAAACUAAAGCAUUAAGCUCUCGGGUGAAACUGGUAGUUGAAAUACUUGUCAGAAGCAUUUCAAAACUUGAAUGAGAGCAGAAUAGCAUGUAUUAUAUAGUACUAGAAUUCUACUUGAUCCUGUUUAUUUACUAAUAUAUGCCAAAAAAAAUCUGGAGUAAUAUUUGCCAAAGAGAGUAGUUGUCAUCUCAGGAUGAGACUCUGGGGGAAUUUUCAGUUUUCCAAUUUUCUAUAAGAGUGUAUUAGUCAUUGUUAUCUUUAAAAUCAGCAAGAGAAUAAAGAUUAAAACAAA